AUGGCCGAGCCGGCCGCGGGCGAGGACGCGGGCACCGGGCGAGAGAUGCUCGGCUCGGCCCCGGUCACCAUCGUGGUCACGUCCGAGGCCGACACCUGGGACAUCGACACCUCCUCGUGCCGGGGCCGCGGGCCCUUCGUGGACUGGGACAAGAUGCCGGAGCCGCGGGGCCCGGCGCCGGUGCCGCGGGACGUGCUGGGCAGGCCCCCGAAGGAGCUGAAGCGGCUGGCGAGGGAAGGCUGCUGGGCCCGGAGCCACGCGGGCCGGGCCCGGCUCUACCCCCGGCUCAUCCAGCGCGUCUCCUGCCGCCUCGUCACGCCCGACGCGCCGGCCUACCGCGACGUGGCCGGCCGGCUCUUCGGGAAGCGCAGCGUCAGCUCCCACCCGCUGCCCGAGUUCCUGGAGGGCUGCCCCGUGCCCACCUACUGCCUCAGCCCGCACGGGGUCACGGCCCUGAAGAAGAUCCUGGUGUGCGUGGGCGCCCUGUUCCCCGACAUCACGCACAGCCCCCUGCUGCCGGCGCUGGCCGCGCUGCUGCUGCACUACAGCGAGGACGAGGCCCAGUGCUUCGAGAGCCUCUCGCGCCUCAUCGCCAGCAACGCGCCCCACGCCGCCUACAUCGACCAGUCCUUCCUGGCCCACCAGGCCUCCUGCAUGACCUUCGGGGACCUGGCCAGCAAGCACUGCCCGGCGGCCCACAAGCUCAUCGCCGGCGCCGCCGACAACGUCCUCGAGGUCUACUCGGAGUGGCUGUCGUGGCUCUUCCCCGGGCUGCCCUUCGGCUACGCCGUGCGCGUGCUGGACGUGUUCCUGCUGGAGGGCCAGAAGGUGCUGUACCGCAUCGCCCUGGCCCUGCUGAAGCAGUUCCGGCUCUCGGCGGCCCCGGCCGGGCUGCAGGGCUCCGACGUCAAGGCGGAGCUGCAGGCUUUCGUCAGGAACAUCGCCGAGCACGUGUCUGCGGACAAACUCCUGGAGAGAGCCUUCGGCAUCCGCCUCUUCUCCCGCAAGGAGAUCUGGCUGCUCCACAUGGCCAACAGGAAGGCCUUGGUGGAGAGGGGCAUCACCGUGGUGCAGAGAAGGCCGUCCUUCCACCUGGCCGUGGACAUGCAGAAGUUCAGCUCCAGCACUGUCACGGCGCAGGAGAUGCGCCUCGUCUGGUCCUGGAUCCCCGAGCGCUUCUCGCUCUUCCCCCCGCUGCUGCUCUUCUCCACCUCCGAGGACGGCUGCAGCCUGCAGAGGUUCUACACGUGCUGUGAAGGCUACGAACCCACGGUGCUGCUCAUCAAAACCACCGAGGGGGAGGUGUGUGGGGCGUUUCUCUCCUCCGACUGGGCCGAGAGGAAGAAGAGCGGAGCCACCUCGGGCUUUUUUGGGACAGGAGAGUGCUUUGUGUUCACUGUGCGCCCCGAGGCAGAGAGGUACGAGUGGGUGCUCAUCAAGAAGCCGGAGCUGGCCAAGGCCGUGCCGCGCCCCCGGCAGCGCUCGCCUUCCCCCGCUCCCGAAUGCCUGCCCGGCUCGUCCCGGGACAGCCACAGCCCCAGGCACCUGGCCGUGCCCUCGCCGCAGAGGAGAGGCCGCCUGUCCCCGUUCCUGGCCACCAGGCACUUCCUGCUGCCCUCCGAAACCGCGUCCAUGUUCAUGUCCGGCUCCCGGGACGGCAUCGUUAUCGGUGGAGGCGGAGGCCAGGCGCUGGCCCUGGACGCCAGCCUGCUCCGGGGGCGCACGGAGCGCUGCGAGACCUUCGACAACGCCCCGCUCUGCCGGGAGAACUUCCAGGUGCAGCUCUUGGAGGCGUGGGGCUUCCAGAGCGCGUAG
Lonchura striata (white-rumped munia) is the source of this 1815-nucleotide messenger RNA. Its product is annotated as TBC1 domain family member 24. NCBI's taxonomy places the organism in Eukaryota, Metazoa, Chordata, Aves, Passeriformes, Estrildidae. The record is from RefSeq and is a predicted model, not a curated record.